UCAGCAGAAUAUGAGGAAUGUGGACGAAAUAAGCCUUAAAAUGCAAAUCAUCUUCUAUAACUGCGUCUUUCUCUCCCUCCUCCCUCCAGCCUCUCUGACUGUGAGUCCCAGCAGCUCUCAGAUGUUUGAAGGACAGCCUGUCUCUCUGAGCUGUGAGGAGGACGACAGCUCUGCUGGAUGGACUCUGAGGAGGAACACAACCAGAGACACCAGGACUCAGUGUGGAGAUGGAGGUGACUCUGGCUGGGGAAAACCUGCUGGUUCUUCCUGUAAAAUCAGCUACAUGGCCCCAUCGGACAGUGGAGUUUACUGGUGUGAGUCCAGAGAGGGAGCAACCAGUAACAGCAUCACCAUCACUGUCACUGGUGGACCAGUGAUCCUGCAGAGUCCUGUCCUCCCUGUGAUGGAGGGAGAAGACCUCACUCUGACCUGUAAAACAAAGACAUCCUUCAUCCUCUCAGCUGAUUUCUAUAAAGAUGGCUCCUUCAUCAGGACUGAGCCUGCAGGUCACAUGACCAUCCACCAUGUUUCCAGGUCUGAUGAAGGCCUCUACAAGUGUCUCAUCAGCAGUGUUGGAGAGUCUCCACCCAGCUGGGUCUCUGUCACAGGUGAGGAGGUUAAAGGUCAUCAUUCAUCUCAGGAGAAACCCACGACUACAAGUCCUCCUCCAACCUCCUCCAGUCCUGAUUCUUCGUCUUUUUACCCCAUGUUGUGGUCCGUUCCAGUCGGUGUUCUGGUUCUCCUGGUUCUCCUGGUUCUCCUGGUUCUCCUGGUGAGACGAUGCAGCGGAAGGAAACGGAAAGUAGAAGCUGAAGAUGAUGACGUCACAUACAGUGAUGUCACAAUAUCGAGACGGAGCAAAGAGAUUUAUUCAAUUGCAAUCUACUCUGGAGUGAGAACAGAAGACGCCAGUCACGGACAAAUAGGGAUCAAAGACAAGAAAUCAACCAGGAAGAGACUAUUUCGAUUAGCGGAGUAAUCCUCAUCUGGUGCUCUAGUGAGUAUUUGUGAAUGAACUCCAGUGUGUGUUCAUGGUGAUGAAGAAACAUGUCAUCCACUGCAACAGGGACCAACUUUACA
This is a messenger RNA of Perca fluviatilis (European perch), 1080 nucleotides long. Its product is annotated as low affinity immunoglobulin gamma Fc region receptor II-like. Bases 11 to 979 code for a protein of 322 amino acids. The transcript is spliced from 5 exons. Gene Ontology annotation, molecular function: transmembrane signaling receptor activity. Gene Ontology annotation, biological process: cell surface receptor signaling pathway. NCBI's taxonomy places the organism in Eukaryota, Metazoa, Chordata, Actinopteri, Perciformes, Percidae. The record is from RefSeq and is a predicted model, not a curated record.